Lithohypha guttulata is the source of this 1179-nucleotide messenger RNA. RefSeq lists its product as uncharacterized. Gene Ontology annotation, molecular function: structural constituent of ribosome. The transcript has 2 exons. NCBI's taxonomy places the organism in Eukaryota, Fungi, Ascomycota, Eurotiomycetes, Chaetothyriales, Trichomeriaceae. Gene Ontology annotation, cellular component: mitochondrial small ribosomal subunit. The record is from RefSeq and is a predicted model, not a curated record. Bases 1 to 1179 code for a protein of 392 amino acids.
AUGUCGGAUAGUGGUAGGAUAGGUCAAGUGCUUGCUUUAGAUGGACCACUUCUUGAUCAGCUUCGAGAAGCUAAAGCGUUCAAGACAACUCAAAACUGGAAUCUAUUCAGGACGCCGUCGACUUUGUUUCGACAAGAGACUGCUGAGCUUGGCUGCGAUAUUGAGGAUGUCAACGAGCAGAAAACUACGUUGAAAAGACUCAUAGUUGGAGAAAAGAUGAGCGGGAAGAGUGUUCACCUGCUACAGGCUAUGAGCAUGGCAUAUUUGAACAAGUGGAUGGUGAUCAAUGUGCCAGACUGCCAGGAGUACGUACUCAACCAGUCCGCAUAUGCACCAUUACGGAAAAAGAAUGAAGCAGACGAGCAAGUAUAUGUGCAACCACAGCUAACCUCCGAUCUCCUUACCCGCUUCGCCUAUUCAAAUUCCAAUCUCCUCUCCAAGCUGACCCCGAUUCACAACCACUCAGACCUUCCUAAAGGCAGGAACGUGAAGACCCUCCAUGAUCUGGCCAUGAUUGGUGCUCAGGAGUCAUCUAUGGCAACACGAAUAUGGGAUGCCGUCUGGAAAGAGCUUACUACAAAAUCACAAGAUGGAAAGACCGCGCGACCACCAAUACUCAUUGCUAUUGAUGGGAUCAACUUUUGGAUGGGCAUGACCAAAUAUCACAGCGCAGAUUAUAAGCCUAUUCAUGCACAUCAAUUCAAAUUGAUCAAACAACUUCUCACUCAAGUGUUCAACACAACGCCAAACUCUCUACCUAAUGGUGGUAUAGUGCUAGCAUGCACCACAAAGUCCAACCAUCCAAGCUAUCCAUCCUUCGAUUUGUUGGUCAAUCAGAUCAGAGCACUCAAUCAGGGCACGCAAAGACAAGACCCAGGCUUUCCACUAUGGGAUCCAUACCUCAAAGAAGCUGACCAGCGAGUCUACGACCUGCUGAACACAGCACGGAAUACACAACUCGUUGAGCUGAAGGGCUUGAGCAAGCCUGAAUCAAAGGGUCUGCUGGAAUACUUUGCACUCAGUGGUAUGCUGAGGGAGGCAGUCACUGAUAAUACAGUUGCCGAAAAAUGGACAUUGAGUGGUGGUGGUGUAGUGGGCGAGAUGUGUAAGCUUGGUGCAAGGGCGAGGACGAGCAUGUUUGCGACUGGACCAAGAGAGGGUGUCAGGAUGAGAGCCUGA